CACUUGGGGAGAGAAAGGGCAUGGUGGACCUGCUUUGCCAAUGACUGCCAGAGAGCUCUCAACUUCUCUGGCAGAGACUGGCUCAAAAUGAAAGGAGCGUACGCUGGCUUCUGAAAUCCUGGAUUUGGGGCACGACCGAGAAGGGAACUUUGCAGUCUGAGACUCAGAAGGAAUUCCGGGCUGGGCUUGGCAAACGUGAGAGGCCGAGAACCCCUUCCCUUUGAAACUCACAGCAACUUGCACAGCAUCUUCUUCCCCUCUGCAAAACAAAUGACAACAGCACACCUCUAGAUGCCUCAGAGUGGCUAGAAUGCGGCGUCUGGCUCUAGCAGACUCCAGCCCUCAGAAGACCUGGGAAGGAGACUGACUUCUGCUCCCCGCCUCCAGGACAGCCAAAGAGACCAGGAGAGGCAGGGGCACUCCGCAACGCGCCUCACCUGCUGAGCUGAUGCUCUGGUUGGCCAGCAGCCUUUCUGUUGCACCCUCCCUUCCGGUCUGGAUACGCUAUGACCCACUGUGAGCACCCCUGGCGUUGGCCUGUUUGAGAGGCUGGCCCUCGGCUGGCCCUUUGACCUGGGGAAACCUUUCUGAAACCUGAGCCAGGGCCAUGUCUUUGGAAAGAUCCCAGAACCUGCCCACAAUUCCUGAAUCAGAGGCAUCGGCGAACUUAGAUGAUGAGGCCUUCCUGCCCAAUGACGCCAGUAACUCGCAGCCCCUGGCCAAACAAGACUCUUCUUCCUGCAAGUCACCCAACUCGCCAGUCUUCACUGUCCAUUCCCCCACCUACAUCAUGAAGCUGAAGGUCAACAGGUGCAUCCAGGAGUUCGGUCGGAGAGCAAGAGGGGUCAUAGGCUUCGAGGUGGAGAAUGGCCCGUCACCUGGGCGCAGCCCACUGGAUUCCCAGGCCAGCCCAGGCCUGGUGCUUCACCCCAGCUUCCCGCAGAGCCAGAGGCGUGAGUCCUUCCUGUACCGUUCAGACAGUGACUAUGACAUGUCGCCAAAGACCAUGUCACGCAACUCCUCCGUUGCCAGUGAAGCACAUGCUGAAGACCUGAUAGUGACACCGUUUGCCCAGGUCCUGGCGAGCUUGAGAAGUGUCCGCAAUAAUUUCUCCAUCCUGGCAAAUGUGCCCACGCCAACAUCCAAUAAGAGGUCGCCCAUGGGCAGCCAACCAACAGUUUGCAAAGCCACGCUCUCAGAAGAGACAUACCAGCAGCUCGCCAGAGAGACCUUGGAGGAGCUAGACUGGUGCCUUGACCAGCUGGAGACCAUUCAGACCUACCGCUCUGUCAGCGAGAUGGCAUCCAACAAGUUCAAAAGAAUGCUGAACCGUGAAUUAACCCAUCUCUCUGAAAUGAGCCGCUCCGGAAACCAGGUCUCUGAAUAUAUUUCCAACACCUUCUUAGACAAGCAGAAUGACGUGGAGAUCCCAUCCCCAACACAGAAAGAGCGGGAGAAGAAGAAGCGUCAGCAACCCAUGUGCCAGAUCAGCGGCGUCAAGAAACUCAUGCACAGUUCCAGCCUGACCAAUUCCAGCAUCCCCCGCUUUGGGGUCAAAACUGACCAGGAGGAGUUGCUCAGUAAGGAACUGGAAUACCUAAACAAGUGGGGCCUUAACAUUUUCCGGGUCGCCGAGUACUCCAACAAUCGGUCGCUCAGUUGCAUCAUGUAUACAGUUUUCCAGGAAAGAGACUUGUUGAAAACGUUCAAAAUACCCGUGGACACAUUAGUCACUUACAUCAUGACGCUAGAAGACCACUACCAUGCCGAUGUCGCUUACCACAACAGCCUCCAUGCUGCUGACGUCACGCAGUCCACGCAUGUGCUCCUGUCUACACCAGCUUUGGAUGCCGUCUUCACUGACCUGGAGAUCCUGGCUGCCAUAUUUGCUGCUGCCAUUCAUGACGUGGACCAUCCUGGCGUCUCCAAUCAGUUCUUGAUCAAUACCAAUUCGGAGUUGGCGCUGAUGUACAACGAUGAGUCCGUGCUGGAGAACCAUCACCUGGCUGUGGGUUUCAAGCUUCUGCAGGAGGAGAACUGCGAUAUUUUCCAGAACCUGAGCAAGCGGCAGCGUCAGACCUUGCGCAAGAUGGUCAUUGACAUGGUCUUGGCUACUGACAUGUCCAAACAUAUGAGCCUCUUGGCUGACCUGAAGACAAUGGUGGAGACCAAGAAAGUGACCAGCUCAGGGGUGCUGCUGUUGGACAACUAUACUGACAGGAUACAGGUCCUGCGGAACAUGGUUCACUGUGCGGACUUGAGCAACCCCACAAAGCCUCUGGACUUGUACCGGCAGUGGACGGACCGGAUCAUGGAGGAGUUCUUCAGGCAGGGCGACAAAGAACGGGAGCGAGGCAUGGAGAUCAGCCCCAUGUGCGACAAGCACACGGCCUCCGUGGAGAAGUCACAGGUGGGCUUCAUAGACUACAUCGUGCACCCGCUGUGGGAGACCUGGGCAGACCUGGUCCACCCUGACGCACAAGACAUUUUGGACACCCUCGAGGACAACAGGGACUGGUACCACAGCAUGAUUCCCCAGAGUCCUUCUCCGCCUCCGGACGACGCGGAGAAAGACGAGGAGGCCUGCCUGGAGAAAUUCCAGUUCGAACUGACCCUGGAGGAGGAGGGAGAAGACUCAGAGCAGUCCGACAAGGACCACAGCAGCCCUGGCGAGGAGGACAACAGCUACUACACGGCCGCAGAGGAACACCAACACGAGUCCCUGGAAGGGCAGGACGGACUAACGGACGACACAGUAAAUGGCACGUCUCCUGAUACGUCAUGACUGUGGGGAAAGGACAAUUGAAACAAACAAACCAACAAAAACCACACACACACACACGCACACACACACACACACACACUCUGAAGUUUUCACAAGGGAGGGGUGGGGAUAAAAAAAAAAAACCGAGAGAAAAAAAACUCAUUUUUUUAUUUUUAUUGUAUUUUUUAUAAAAAGAAAAUCAACAACAAAAAAAGUGGUGGGGGUGAGGGAUACACACAGCAACUGUAGAACAAGGGUGGCACAGGCAGGAGGCAGCAGCCCUGCAGCUUCAGUGACCGGCCCGAGCACUCCAGAAAUAAUCUUACCUUGAAUUUGCUUCUUUUACUGUUGCAGGGUGGGGGUUAGGGUUUUUGUUUUUGUUUUCGUUCGUUCGUUUUCAAAUUUUAUUUUGCUAACUUUUAUUAAAAAACGGAAAGAAAAGAAAAAAGACAGACUGGUACAACCAGGAACAGGAAGAGGAGGGUGCUGAUGUACGUCGCUGUGGCAGAGGCAAAGCCGGUGGAAUCCUUUCCUUUAAAAAAAGAAAAGGGAAAAAAGGUCGCAAGCAGACGCAUUGGUCACAUUUUGUGGUUAAGCAGCAUGGUUUAGCGUGUUGUCUGAACCAGGCCAUUGUGGGAUCUCGGCACCAAAAACGAGUCACAAAUUUACCCCCUCUGUUGAUUUGGCUCUUUAGGGGUUGGCUCACUGACCAGUGCCUUUAUUCUGGGUGUUGGACUACAAACCCCAUCAUUCCCUAACCCUGCUAGAGGGGGUUGAGGGGAGCUGUAGUCCAACAUGGUUCUGGAAGGACACAGGUUCCUUGGCUUUGCUUUAUUCCUUUGCCCAUCACAGCAUAACCCUCCUAGCUGAGAAACAGGGUGUUUGAAAAGUUGGGGAACGAGCGGUUUGAAUCAUGCUGAUUUUUGUAAGUUAUUUUUUUAAACUAGUGCUAAUUUAUUUUUGUGAGUCUAUAUAAGUUUGGUUUUAUUAUGGAUUGCUGAGAAGAAA
Elgaria multicarinata webbii is the source of this 3772-nucleotide messenger RNA. It is a transcript of the gene PDE4A, whose product is annotated as phosphodiesterase 4A. The record is from RefSeq and is a predicted model, not a curated record. Bases 608 to 2785 code for a protein of 725 amino acids. Gene Ontology annotation, molecular function: transmembrane transporter binding; 3',5'-cyclic-AMP phosphodiesterase activity. Gene Ontology annotation, biological process: signal transduction. The transcript is spliced from 15 exons. Gene Ontology annotation, cellular component: nucleus; cytosol; perinuclear region of cytoplasm. NCBI's taxonomy places the organism in Eukaryota, Metazoa, Chordata, Lepidosauria, Squamata, Anguidae.